AAUAAAUGGGAAAUAAGAGUUGUGAGGAACCGAUUUUGUUCAACAACACAAUAAAGGAAGCUCAAAAAGCUUACUUUGAUGAAGAUUGGGAAAACUUCAAGAAAAUAUUCAAGGAUUAUGGCAAGAAAGAUGAUCUGCUCGAGAAUUUUGACUUGUUCAAGAACACCGCAGUUGGCGUCGCAGUUGACAGUGACAAUCCCAAACUGAUGAUGGAGUUACUGGAUAUGCUGUCUCAACAAGAAAAGUGGGUUGCCUUGACGAAGCAGAAUUGUCAAGGCAAUACCCUUCUUCACAAAAUCGCGUACCGAAAGAAACUGUCAACGGUGACGGAGAUGGUGAAAGUUGUGCUCGACUCUGAAAAGAAGAUAGCAUCAGCUCUGCCACCGGAGAGGCUGAAAUUACUGGAGAUGAAAAACUCAAUAGGCGAAACACCAUUGUUUAAGGCUGCCAAGUACGGCAACAUGAAGGCGCUGGAAUAUAUGGCCAAACAAGCAACAAAACACAUGAAUAUUCAUCUUUAUAGCGAUGAAGAGACUAUUCUCCAUGCUUGUAUUAAUGGGCAAUAUUUUGAUAUAGCUUGUUGGAUAAUCGAGAAGAUAGAUUGUAGUAGUCUAAUUAGGAAGCGUAAUAAAAGUGACCUCACGUGCCUUCAGCUUCUAGCCAGAAUGCCUGCUGCCUUUCGGAGCCAAUACAAAAAAGGAUUCUUCACCAUCCUCAUCUAUAAAUUGCUUCCUGACGGGAGAUGCCAAAUUGAAGGUUGUGAUGGUUUUAAGUUGCCUAGGCACCUCAACGACUUAGAAAGUGCCCAAGAUGCAAAGCCACCACCUUCUGUGCUUUCACGGAUAAACUCUAUUGUCAGUAACAAUCUACCCAAAGACCAAAAUGAGGAAGCAACUGUAUCGAGAAUUAAGACGAUAUUUGAUGAAAAGAAGAAACAUAAGUUUGCAAAAAUUCUGGCAGAGUUUCUAGUUAAGAAUGAUGACUCAUGGCAGACCUGUUCCAAUCGUGGCGACAAACAGCAAGUUAUACUGCCUCCUGCUCUUGUCAAUGUCGCGAAAAGGAAAAAACAAUUGGAACGGAAGGAGAAGAGAGAAGAGCUGCAAGGUACGAAAGAUCAAACUCAUGAUGAUAAUAUAUAUAGAACACCAUUGUUUGUGGCAACUAGCAACGGGAUUGAAGAAAUCGUAGAGUUGUACCUUAAACUCCAUCCGAUGUCCAUAAUUCACGUCAGUGAAGAUGGCCAAAACAUACUUCACAUAACUGUUAAACACCGUCAACUUAACAUCUUCCGAUUGCUCAAGCAAAAGCAACACUUUUCUCCCUUGUGUUCUCAAAUUUCUAUUAUCAAUCGUACCGUGUUGCAUGAAGUUGCCAGGAUGGAUUAUUACAGACCAUCGUCCCAACCUGGUGCAGCAUUCCAACUACAACACGAGCUCAAGUGGUAUAAACGAGUGGAAAAAGUUGUUCCUGUUCAUUUACACUUGCAUUGUGACAAUGAGAAACUAACAGCCGGGGAUGUUCUGGACAUAGAACACCAUGACAUGCUUGCAGACGCCCAACAAUGGACACAGCGAACCGCUGAGUCUUGCUCCAUGGUGGCAGUACUUGUGGCCACAGUGGUCUUUACAGCAGCUUAUACCAUACCGGGAGGGAAUGAGGGUGGCUCGCCGGUGUUCCUUACAUCUCCAGUGUUCAUAUUCUUCACCAUCAUGGACAUCGUGGCGCUUGCCUUCUCCUUGGCUUCAGUGGUCAUGUUUCUCUCCGUCCUCAAUGCGCCUUUUGAGCUCUGGGAUUUCCACAAGUCGCUACCACGAAAACUGAGCACAGGGUUUGCUUUUCUGUUCUUGGCAUUGGUCAGCACGAUGCUUGCUUUCAGUGCAACGAUUUUGCUCACAAUUAGGUUGCAAUGGAAGCAAUGGACUUCAACUUUAGUGUAUAGUGCUGCGUUCUUCCCUGUCACCAUAUUUGGCUUGAUUCAAUUCCCACAUUAUAAGAAGCUUCCGAGCCUGCUUCACGAGAUACGUAAGAAGGCUAUGAAGGUGAUUAAUCUAAUCAGAAGAGUUAAGAAACCGAAGCACGCGCUUGAAGCAAAUUAAUUCUUCUUCAAAGGGGGUGUUUAUUUGUGUGCUUUUCUGAUGAAUAAAGGAGUUUGUACAUUUAUGUGCGCGCGCGCGAGGAAGCUUUAUGGCAUUUGGGGGUUUUUUUUUUUUGGGUCAG
Molecule: messenger RNA, 2217 nt
Organism: Prosopis cineraria
Lineage: Eukaryota; Viridiplantae; Streptophyta; Magnoliopsida; Fabales; Fabaceae
Exons: 6
Coding region: 6-2096 (696 amino acids)
Molecular function (GO): protein binding
Source: RefSeq, a predicted model, not a curated record